GGAGCCGAAGCGGCGGCGGGGAGCGGGAGCAGACAGGCGGCCGACUCCAGCUCGGUGUUUGAGAACGUUUGGCUCCUCCUGCAGCCCUUGGCUGGUCAAGCCUGAAGCCCUGAGACCCAGGAAAGCUUACGGUACGGUUCAGCCUGAAGGCCUGCAGGUCAGGACCCUGGAAUCGCAGAUGUUUCCCCUCAAGACUGAUGGCACGGAGAAAAGCGGAUGUGUCACUGGACAGGAGGAAUUCAGUCUUAGGGAGGAACCCUGAGGAUACAGUGAAAACACAGUUCUGCGAAACAGAGUGCAGUCAAAGCUGAGAAUGGCGACAGCAUUGGUGAGUGCUCAUUCCCUGGCUCCCCUGAAUCUGAAGAAGCAGGGGCUUCAGGCAGUGAGGGAGGAGCACUACCCUCCUUGGGAACAGGGCUUCAAGCUGCAAGGAAGUAGCAAAGGACUUACACAGGAGCUGUUGUGCAGACAAUUCAGACAGUUGCGUUAUGAAGAGACCUCGGGACCUCGAGAAGCACUGAGCCAGCUCCGGGAGCUCUGCCGACAGUGGCUGCAGCCCGAGACGCACACCAAGGAGCAGAUCCUGGAGCUGCUGGUGCUGGAGCAGUUCCUGUCCAUUCUACCCAAGGAACUCCAGGCCCGGGUGCAGGAGCAUCAGCCAGAGAACGGGGAGGACAUGGUUAUUGUCCUGGAGGAUUUGCAGCUGGAACGUGGAGAAGCAGGACGACAGGUGGACCCAGAGCAGACAAAGAAACAAAACAUAGCUGUGGAGAAGACAGCUCCUCUCACAGCAGUGCAGGAGCAGCAGGUCCAGCCGGAGUGGGAAGCUCCAAAACCCGAGAGAGAGAAGGGUGAGGAGACAAGGAUUGAGAAUGGGGAACUUGCUAUAGUGACAGACUCUAGUGGAACAAUAGAAUCAUCUGGGAAAAUACCUAAACCCACAGAGGCUCACGAUGAGGACUGUGACUUGGAAAGGCAGCAGGCCAAGACCCAGGAGAAGACCGACUGCAAAUGCUCAGAAUGUGGGGAGGCGUUCAUGCGCCACUCUGAUCUGACUGAACAUGAGCGAGCACACACGAGAGAGAGACCCAGCGCAUCUGAACUGUGUCAGAGUUCUAGUGUUACUGGACAUCAGGAAAUCCUUUCUGGAAAGAAAGGUCAUCAGUGUCCUGAGUGUGGGAAAGUCUUUCAGAGGAGUUCUCACCUUGUCAGGCAUCAGAAAAUCCACCUUGGUGAGAAGCCCUAUCAGUGCAAGGAGUGUGGAAAUGUCUUCAGCCAGAACGCAGGCCUCCUGGAGCACCUCAGAAUCCACACUGGAGAGAAGCCUUACCUGUGUAUCCACUGUGGAAAGAACUUUAGGCGCAGCUCUCACCUCAAUCGCCACCAGAGAAUUCACAGUCAAGAGGAGCCCUGUGAGUGCAAGGAGUGUGGAAAAACCUUCAGUCAGGCCCUGCUCCUCACCCACCAUCAGAGAAUCCACAGUCACGCCAAGAGCCAUCAGUGUAAUGAGUGUGGGAAGACCUUCAGUUUGACCUCAGACCUUAUUCGACAUCACAGGAUUCACACUGGAGAGAAACCUUUCAAGUGUACCAUAUGUCAGAAAGCCUUCCGUCUAAACUCACACCUCUCUCAGCACGUGAGAAUCCACAACCAGGAAAAACCUUAUGAGUGCAAUAAAUGUGGAGAAGCCUUCCGGCAGAAGUCCGGUCUUUUUCAGCAUCAGAGAUACCACCACAAAGACAAACUGGCUGGAUGAGGUGGCCUGUGCUUGUAGAGCAUCAAAGAGAAUGCAUUUGACAACCAAACAGCAGUUUAGGGAAAGUUACUCCGACCAACUCUGGCAUCAGAGGAUUCCUGAGGACCAAGCAAGUCCCUCCCCAUUAUUUUCCUUGACAUCAGGUUUGUACAACAAUAAUUUCACUCUGGAUGAUACUGUGGCACCAAAGUUAAACACCAUUCUCUACCACAGGACUUCUCAGAGUCUUUAACAUGAGAAAUUCAUGAUCGUGUGUUUCUGGAUAGUAGAGAGCCUCCCGACGCACAGAGAGCGCUUCCAAGUCAGCAGCAAGUCACAGAUUUUUAGGUUAAAAUGUAACCUAUAAAGGCAGGUUAGUAUUUUUGCUUAUGCUAUAGCAACAGAUUCCUAUAAAAUAAAACUAACGAUUUUUAGAAAUUUACCACUCUCAAAAGUAUCUUAAAGUACAGGUUAAUGGUGAACAUUUUACACCACUGAUUUCAUCCUCUCCCUCCCACUGGCUUUACCCCCCUCCCUCCCCUUCCACAAUCAGUGGAAGCAUUUUGGAAAGCAGUUUUUUGCUGGUUAACUACAGAACGUGCCCUCAGGGUUAACCUCUUGUUUUACAUUUUUCCACCGCCAACCCUGCAACAUUACCUCACUGAUUCAAGUUAUGUCAAAGUUUUACUUAGGCUAUGGAAGAAAUUUCAGGAGACAUUUGAAUGAACUGUGCUGAAUUAAUGCACAUAGCAUCUGUCUCACUUGAUGACCCCAGUGCCAGUGGAGUGGCUACUGCAUUGACACUGUUCCAUAACUGAUGGUGAAAGUUGGACUUUUUUCCUUUAAUACUGAUGAUGCAAUUUUAAAAUGUUGCUUGUUUGGAAAUUUUGUAAAAGGUUUGUACAACAAUAAAAUAAAGUCAGUUUAAGAGAU
Molecule: messenger RNA, 2668 nt
Organism: Oryctolagus cuniculus (rabbit)
Lineage: Eukaryota; Metazoa; Chordata; Mammalia; Lagomorpha; Leporidae
Gene: ZSCAN26
Product: zinc finger and SCAN domain containing 26
Biological process (GO): regulation of transcription by RNA polymerase II
Cellular component (GO): nucleus
Molecular function (GO): DNA-binding transcription factor activity, RNA polymerase II-specific; RNA polymerase II cis-regulatory region sequence-specific DNA binding
Source: RefSeq, a predicted model, not a curated record